AUGAAGAAGGAUUGGAUUCAGAGGCGUGCCUUCCAAGGUUGCACGGUUGGUACAGGGUUGCAAUCUUCGGAUAUUUCUGCAAACAAACAUGCUAAUCCAGCUCUUGUGGACUUGCUCAAAGUCUCUUUCACACAAUCAAAUUUCUCCAUGGCAUUCCCCUAUAUUUCUGCAUCAGAGAAUGAUGCUAUGGAAAGUUCUUUAGUGUCAGGGAUGUCAGAGAUUUGUGGGCAGAAUUUUGGAUUCAGUAAUGUUUGUUUCUCGGAGUCAUGCUCUAUGUGGUGUGAUGAUGUUCAAAAGCUUUCAGACCUGCAUUCGGUCCAUGAUUAUUUUCUUUUGAGGAUGGAGAAGAGACCAAAUGGGGAAGCAGAUUUGGUGGUGUUCUACCACAAAGGAUCUGAUUCUAAAAAGGAACUAGAACACCCACAUUCAGAGAGUAAAAUUUUCUCUGAGAUGGUUAGUUUUGUGGAUCAGUCUGGGGCAAAAUAUGCAGUUCUAUAUGUCUCAGACCCCAUUAAAUCAAUCCAAUAUCCUUCUCAUUGA
Rosa chinensis is the source of this 540-nucleotide messenger RNA. RefSeq lists its product as uncharacterized. The coding region runs from base 1 to 540 and encodes 179 amino acids. The transcript is spliced from 2 exons. The record is from RefSeq and is a predicted model, not a curated record. Lineage: Eukaryota; Viridiplantae; Streptophyta; Magnoliopsida; Rosales; Rosaceae.